Procambarus clarkii (red swamp crayfish) is the source of this 3630-nucleotide messenger RNA. The record is from RefSeq and is a predicted model, not a curated record. Lineage: Eukaryota; Metazoa; Arthropoda; Malacostraca; Decapoda; Cambaridae.
AGAGUUAGUUGGGCGGGGCUGAGGGCGAGACAAUCAGGUGUUGGGGGUCUCUGACUGACUCAGAGCUGGACCACGUCCCGGGUUUUAUUUUUUUAAUUUGGGACCAUUUUUUCGGGGGAGGGGCCCCUUUUGAGCAGCCGUGAUGAGCGAGUUCGUGUGGGGGCUGAAGAACGGCGACCUCGACCAGGUGAUGGAGGCUGUGGAGAAGAAAGGAACCGAUGUCAAUCUUGCAAUAGAGGGUCGCCCACCACUGUGCCUAGCCUCUGACUAUGGCCAGUUAGACAUCAUUAAAUAUCUACUUGAGAAAGGAGCAAAUGUAGAGUCGACAGACAAGCAUGGAAUCACAGCCCUAUUAGCAGCCAUCUGGGAAGGCCACACGCAAUGCGUUAAAGUGCUCCUUGAGGCAGGAGCUGACAAAAAUGGAACUGCACCAGAUGGCACGAGUUACUUGGAUGCUGCCGAGAAAGAUGAGAUCAAGGCCUUGCUGAGAUAAAGCCCGUCUUGUAAUAGGUGUUGUGGGCAGGUGAGGGCUGGUGUACACAUUGGCAAAUUGCCAGAUAGGCUGAGAAGAAGAGCUCUUUCCAACUUGAGCAUGUGUGAUGAGUGUCUUCUUGCAGUCCCAGUGUCUCCCCAACCAUGUGAGGGCCGGGACGCACGAGUGACGAAUUGCCAGAUUUGACAGAAAAAAAAGCUUAUUCUAGUUUGAGUAUAUGUGCUGGGGGUAUGUUUUUACAGUCCUAGGUGUUUCCCUAACACUAUUGAUUGUGAUGUCAGAGCCGAUGAUUGGAUUUCUAGCGAUACACAUAUGGCAGCAGAGUCGAGGGUCGUCGAAUUUUAUAUGCUGGAUGCUAUCAGAUGCUUUUAAUAAUUCCUAACAUUAUUGCUACACUUUGUAAGUACAUUUGAUCAGAAGCCAUUGGAACUUGUGUGUUUUAAGUUUUCAUAAUGCCGGGGGUGCCCAAUUUGGAAUUUGAGUAGAAAACUUUAAAUUGCCAGGUCAUAGGGAUGUUAAUAUUAAGGUAGGUCCAAAUCAGUUUUAGUAGAAUGGAAGUGUCUAAUUUAAUACUGAUGCAUUUAACCAGCAAUCUUGCAUCCAACAUUAGAUCUUUGUGCUCAGUUAGUAUGUAUUAUCUAUCUCACCAUAGGGGAAAGAAAUUCAGUUCUUGGGUUUAAUGCACUGCCGUCCAGAAAUAUGUUUUUGAGAUCAAGAAAAUUAGGAGGGAGGGAAUUAUCAGGGGGAAAGUGCUAAGCCAUUACGACUAUAUAGCACUUGGAAAGGGUCAGGAUCAGGAUUUGGGAUGGGACGGGGAGGGGGGAGGAAUGGUGCCCAACCACUUGGACGGUCGGGGAUUGAAUGCCGACCUGCAUGAAGCGAGACCGUCGCUCUACCGUCCAGCCCAAGUGGUUGGAAUUAGCAAAGGAAUAGUUCUUAAAUCAUAAAAUACCACAAGGGUUGGCUAUCCUUAUGUUAUACAUGGUAAGAAAUUGCUUUUACAUUAGUUAUUGAGGAAGGUACAUUUGUGAUCUAAAUUCUUAAGCUUUGUUGUACUGUGUUUCCUAUUUAUAAUGAUACAGGUUUUUUUAUUACCUGUACAUGCAUAAGGUAUAUAUUGUAUAAUGCGGGGCUUAGUUUGCCUUGAAUAACUCACAGAAACAGCUCUGACACUUAAUGAAUUACAAAUAAGAAAAAACGUACAUUGGAAAGUUUUAUUUAUUAAUUUAAAUUUAAGCAAUAUAAAGUUUUGUUUGCAGAUGUGUAAUAAAAAGAGUUCUGUACCCAAGCCUUAAGGUAGAUUAAUAAUUUAUAAGUUUCAUCGGUUUGUUAUAUCCGUCAGUCAUGUGGAGAGUACUGCCAACACACCAAUAUUGUCGUAAAAACUGAAAGCCAGUGAAAAUGUAUGUUGGCCAUAGCACCUCUGUCUUUGUACAUUUAGCACGAGCAGCUGUUUGGGUCCUCAAGGCCUACAUCACAAAUGGUUAAUGAUGACACUAAAAGCUAGACCCCCUCAUGGUGUUUAGAGGUGGAAGAGGAAGGAGGGGGGGAUCACCUUGGGUAUUUUCAUUUGUCAUAAGUAUUGACUGAUAUUCUGAGUAUAUCUUAUGCUUAAGACAGUUGUUAAUGUGCAAAACGUAGUGGGGGGGGGUUGAAUUAAUUUGGAAUUUGUGUAAAAAAAAAUUUAAAUUGCCAGGUCAUAGGGAUGAUAAAGUAGGGUUUACACUGUUUUUUUGUGUUUGCUAACUGGAAAGACAAAUGUGUAUCUGAAAUGGAGUGCAUCUUGUUUGCAGGCAAUCUUUUGAUGCAGUGCAGACAAUGUACAGUGCUGGUUUAAUUUUAAAAGUGCAGAUAUUGUGUUCCCAGUAGCCAGUCAUUUCAUGGAACGAUGGUAUCAUUAACACCUGUUUUGUUCAUGGAAUGGAGGCUGCUACUCCUGUUUCUUCAGAGAGUGUAGACACUGCCCAUAUCUGUGCACAUGAUACUGUAACUGUAGACAUUAUUAACAUCUGUGUACAUAAUAUUGUUCCAUAUGAAUAUUGUUAACAUGUACACAGAAUAGUGUUCCACAUGGAAGGUGUUAACAUGUGCACAUGAUAUUGUACCACGUAGACAUUAUUAACAUCGGUAUGCAUAAUACUGUUCCAUGUGAGUAUUGUUGAAAUCUGUGGCCAGGCUUUUGCACCCUUGUCAUUGUAAUUAGGUUUACAAAUCAAAUUAAUCAUUCCAAACAUAUGCUGGAAAAUAAACAAUCCAAAGUGUCUUGGAUAAUGUUUACCAACAACACAGAGUAUAAUGGCAAUAUCUCGUGCGUCAAUCAUCACACUGCUUACCUCCGUCUAUUGUGUUUUGAAGAUGAUUUUUUUUUUUUUAAUUUGUAAAAUAGUUCCCAUCACUUAUGAAGCCUUUUUAACUUUGGAAAGAUUUUAAUGUAAGGUACAGGAGCCUAUUUUAAAAUUGUCCAAAUGUGAGUAGGCCUACUGAAAAUAUAUUUCAAGCUGUCAAGAUAUACGAAUUAGAGCUAAGUACAUUUCUUUUCUUUUUUUUCUUUUUUUGUGUGGACAGUUGAAGUAUACAGGACAUCUUCCAUCACUUGUAUUAAAUGUUAUUUGUUGAUCUGUACACUUGUGUCUGUGCCGGUUAUGACGCAUGUACUGUAUGCGUUUACGGCAAAAACGAUUAUCAUUAAGGUGAAUUUAUUGUAAAUGUUAGUCAAAUUUAAUUGAUUGGAUCAUGAUUGUGAUUUUUACAGGCAAAAUAUAAUGAUAAAAAAGAAGGCAAUAGCAGGUGAUAGAAUCAGUUUGAAGAACCUGUGAUGUAGAAUAACUUCUGUGGAUCUGAUAAUAACAAUGGAUUUGUUCAUCAUGUAAAAUGUGUAAGGUAUAUCAUUCUGUAAUAGAGUAGUGUUGAUGUACAGCCAAAUAGGAAGAAAUGUGUGGUUCCACCUCCCAGUUAGCCUUGCUUUUCACCCAACCAAUCCUCUACUCAUGCUUUGGCUAAUUACGAUAAAUCAGCAAUGCCUGUUUCAGUCUUUCAAAACUACAAUGUUAAGAUUACAGUAUGUAAGAUGAUAAAUAUUUCUGUGCUAAUGGAAGUAUCAAAACCAUUUGUUUAUCAUAAUGACUUUGUAAAAUAAA